Messenger RNA from Xiphias gladius (swordfish), 1386 nucleotides. RefSeq names its product PAK1 interacting protein 1 (gene pak1ip1). The record is from RefSeq and is a predicted model, not a curated record. The transcript is spliced from 10 exons. Lineage: Eukaryota; Metazoa; Chordata; Actinopteri; Istiophoriformes; Xiphiidae. Bases 271 to 1365 code for a protein of 364 amino acids. Gene Ontology annotation, molecular function: protein binding.
GAACCGGAGUAGGCUUUUGCGCAAGCGCAACAGAUGCACGCGUUAUAUUUUCAGUGGAAGUGUGUAGCAAAAACAGUCACAGAUAUCUUGAUUAAGGGGCUUUACCGCGCCGUUUACGUUCUUUAUUUCCACCGUGUUCCACGUGUAGGUCUCGGCGCUGACCUUCGCUAGCUGUCGCUGAAUCCAAGCGACAACGUUUAGACAUAGAAAGCUGAGGUUUGAAGAAAGCUAACUGGCUAGCUUAGCCCGCUGUUAGCUGUAAGUGGCAGCAUGGCAGCUGUACUGGAGCUGAUUGCUGGGAGCUACGAGCAGAUCGCAUUCGGUUACCGAGUGAAAACUGAUGAAAAAGAGUGGACAACCAAGGCAGACUUCACACAUCACGCCCACACAGCAUCCAUAUCAGCUGUGGCGGCCAGCGAGAGGUUUGUUGUCACGGGAAGCAAAGACGAGACCAUACAGCUGUACGACAUGAAGAAGAGAAUUGAGCACGGUGCCUUGCUGCAUCAUGACGGCACCAUCACCUGCCUGGAGUUUUAUGGGACGUCUCAUUUACUGAGCGGAGGAGAGGACGGACUCCUGUGUGUGUGGAGCACAAAGAAGUGGGAGUGCCUGAAGUCCAUCAAAGCUCACAAAGGCCACGUCACAUCGCUCUCCGUCCAUCCAUCUGGGAAACUUGCACUUUCAGUUGGGACAGAUAAGACUCUCAGAACGUGGAAUCUAAUUAACGGAAGAUCAGCCUUCAUCAAAAACAUAAAAGAGAAUGCACACAUUGUAAGAUGGUCUCCAGAUGGGGAUAAAUAUGUGGUGGUGGCAAACGACAAGAUUGACAUCUAUGACCUGGAGACGGCCUCAGUGACAGGAACAGUUACAAACCCCAAAAGGAUCUCGUCUGUUAAGUUCUUAAAUAACGCCAUCCUGGCUGUCGCAGGAGACGAUGAAAUUGUGAGGUUAUGUGACAUGGGAAAAGAGAAAUGGGUGUGUGAGUUCAAGGCUCAUGAAACAAGGGUGAAAGCAGUUGACAGUUUUAAUAUGGAGGAUUUCUGCGUGAUGGUGACGGCUUCAAAUGACGGACUCAUCAAAAUGUGGAAACUUCAUCUUAAUGAGGAACUGGAGCCUCCCACCCUCCUUGGGGAAGUGAACACAACAGCCAGGCUGACGUGCCUCGCCGUGUGGAAACCUUCAUCGGUGCAGCAGACUGCUGAGGAACCAGCAUCUGAGGCGACAACAUCAACAUCUGCAGAACUCGCUCGAGAACUUUCAAAGACGAAGAGAGUCCGAAUUGCAACAGAAGAAGUCAUUCUAGAAGAUGAGAGCAAACCCAAACAGAAGAAAAAAGGCGGUGGAAAACGAAAUGUCCAGCAAUAAAAAAUCUUUUUAAAAUCUUUU